Eleginops maclovinus (Patagonian blennie) is the source of this 2244-nucleotide messenger RNA. Its product is annotated as structural maintenance of chromosomes protein 4-like. The record is from RefSeq and is a predicted model, not a curated record. Gene Ontology annotation, molecular function: small GTPase binding; microtubule binding. Gene Ontology annotation, cellular component: motile cilium; Golgi apparatus; microtubule. Gene Ontology annotation, biological process: cell motility. Bases 325 to 1563 code for a protein of 412 amino acids. The transcript has 11 exons. NCBI's taxonomy places the organism in Eukaryota, Metazoa, Chordata, Actinopteri, Perciformes, Eleginopidae.
GCUAGAUGAAUUCGUUGCUAUGGCACAACAGGUAUUGAUUUUUAAAUAUGUUUAAAGAGUAAGAACGGAGUCGCCAGAGUCUUCGACUGCCUGCGCUUCAUCACAACAGGUCUCCACAUGCUAGCUAAAAACAAGCUAACGCUAGUGUCGGCUCCACGGGGGACGUGAGUUCUGUUGGCGGGACAGAAGGGAUUAUUACUGAAGGACAAAGUCUCCAGUUUCACCCAGGUGAAAGUCAGUGGAGUUUUCAAGGAUUUGUGGGAGACAUGUGUGAGACUCCAAGAGCAAGUGAACCGAGUGGCCAAAGUGAAAAGGGGCUUUAAGAUGGAGUGUAGCAGCCUCACAAAGUCCUGGAACACCAGCAAGGAAAGACUGGAGGCCACCAAGGAGAGGAUGAGGGCAAAGCUCCUGGUAAAUCAAGAGGCCAAGAAGCAGCGCCAGGGACAAGUUGAAGAGCUACAGCAGAACAUGGAACACAUAAAGAUCGCACAUCAAGAAGAGGUCUGUGAGCUGAAGAUGGCCACAACGACUCAGAGACAGAACAGGCGGUCAGAGAUGGAGCUUCAGGAGAAAAAAGGCUCCCUGCAGGUGGAGCAAGCAGAGCAGGCUGUCAGCAUCAGCAGCUUGAUAGAGAAGAAAAAGCAGGAACAUCUGGAUAAAAUAAAGGAACUACAUGACACACAGCGUGAGCAAGUGAGAGCUGUGGAGGAAGGCUAUGAAAGUUGGGCCAGAAUCAAGAGAGAGGACAACAGAGUGGAAAUUCAAAAGGAGCUGGAUGUGAUCGACAAAACAAUGACUGUGAAACGUGACCGUGUCCUGAAACAGCAACGUUCCGACUUGGCAAGACUCAACAAAGAGGUUGAUGAUAGAGCCGAAGUGGAUCUCCUUUUGAGGCGUCAACUUUACGACUUGAAGGAAAAGGAGAUGGCAUUGGACAAGGCGAUAGAGAAAGCAUCGAGGAAGAAAAAAGUGUUGGAAGAGAGUCUGCAGGAGCAGGAGCUCAAAUUGUCAGAGACCUGCAAAGUCGAGAACCAGGAGAGAAAAGCCAUGGCUGAGAGAUUUAAGAGAAGCAAAGCAAGAGGGAAACGCAUAAUCAGUGAGACCCGCGAGCUGAAUGUGAAGGCAAUCCAGUUGGAGCUGAAAGUCGAACAGGCUGAGAAUGAGAACGACCAGCUGCAGAGGAGUCACACCUACGCCCUUCUGGACAUGCAGAAGAAAGGUCAGAUGAAGCACAUGCUGCAGGAGAGGAAGAUCCAGGCCCUGACCGAGACCCAGGAGAGGAUGGAGCUUCGACUGAUGGUGGCGCAAUCUGUGGUGCAGAAAGACCAAACGGCUCUGAAAAACAUUAAGGAACUAUUUCAGUCCAAGGAGGCCACCAUUGCAUCCUUGAAAGAAGAGAUUCUUGUAGAGUCAAAGGGCGUUGAGAGCUUGAGGCAGAAUCUGGGGACUUUGUCCAUCUCUGGCAACAACCCGGUCCAAAGAGACGCCGUCAGACAGAACUCUGUCAGCGCCGGGCCACUUGAUGAACUCCUGAGGCUUUCAGGAGCGACUGCGUGGCCUUAGAGGGUAGAUGUGCUGCAUGAGACUUGUCCUUCCCUUUUGCACAUUCUUAAAAAAGGUGUAUUUGACCACAUAUUUUUGAAUCAGAACAGUAAUCAGAUAGAGCUGAGAAACGCAGAGAAAUAUUUAGAUUGAAUUCAUGUAGAUCUGUACCCGGUCAAUGUUUUGUGCACACUGACAUCUCAACUUAGACAUUAAUUACGUAAUCAAAUCAAAUUUAAAACCAAAGCUGUUUGCCUCAGGCAGGACAUUGAUGUUUGAUCUCCUUAUAGAAGAAGCAGAAAGUUCAACUCUGCAGUGGUUACUCAUUACUCUGCAGCAGUCUUAGUCCCGCCCCAAAUGCUCUCAUUGGUUGAAAAGCGUGAUGUCGCCCAUCCAAAGCCAAUACUGAUCAAAAUCCCACCCCUCCUGUGACCCAUGGAUGUAUAAUGUGACCCAUGGUUUGUUUGUAUGUGUGUUCAGAGCCAGUGAGCAACGGACUUUCAGAAUAAUAUCAUUCAUUAAAGAAAACUUGAAUUCUCCAUAAAACUAUUGUCGGUGUUAAUGAAUCAAAGUCCUGCCCUUAGUAGGACAUACUAUUUAUAUAGCGCUUUUCCAAAUGGGAGGGGGCUGCAGCCAUGGCCCUGUAACCCCGGGUCCGGAGCUUGGUUCUGAUGGACUGUAGUGGGCUAGCAUCAGCAGACC